Pochonia chlamydosporia 170 is the source of this 888-nucleotide messenger RNA. Its product is annotated as phytanoyl- dioxygenase family protein. The transcript has a single exon. The record is from RefSeq and is a predicted model, not a curated record. NCBI's taxonomy places the organism in Eukaryota, Fungi, Ascomycota, Sordariomycetes, Hypocreales, Clavicipitaceae. The coding region runs from base 1 to 888 and encodes 295 amino acids.
AUGGCCGACUCUCUAGACGACCCUCAUGUUACUCUUAUUGAGCUAACACAAGAUGAACUAAAAACAAAGAAAAUAGGUUCUCAUCAUCUACAGGCUGCGGUCGAGGCACUCCAUCGCGACGGCAUAGUGGCACUUAAGAACGCAGUUGACAUGUCUCACCUUGACAAGCUAAAUGCGCGAAUGGUUCCCGAGGCCGAAAGGCUAUACGCUCAACCAGCAACGCAUCGCAACUUUGGAAGGAACACGGGGAAUAUCCAACAAGAGCCUGUAUUGGAAGAAGGCUACAUCUUUGACGACAUCAUCGCGAACCCAUGGGCAACCGACAUAAUCCAGUGCAUGCUCGGACCAAGGACAACAGUUCGAUUCUAUAGCGCGAAUACUGCGUUCAAAGCUACCGAUCGCCAGCCUCCCCAUAUUGACGUGACCUUUGAUAUUCCAAGAAUACCAUUUGGCUACUGCGUCAACAUCAACCUCGUCGACACAACGCCGGAGAACGGGUCCACGGAAGUAUGGCUAGGUUCGCACACCCAAACUGACAAGAGUGUCCUUGACUUUUCCGGGGUUCAUUACCAAAUUCGCAAAGACCUUCAGGAUGAACGGCGCGAAAUUAGUCCACCGAUUCAGCCGAAUUUGCCGAAAGGUUCGCUCAUCAUAAGGGACUUUAGGCUUUGGCACGCUGGGAGACCGAAUAAGACGGACGAUCCGCGGGUGAUGCUCGUUUCAGUGCAGUUUCCUCAUUGGUAUAGAAGUAAUCUGAAGAUGAGGUUGCCAGUUAGUGUCAAGGAUAAGAUUGACUGGGCUGAUGCGGUGCCAUGUGUUGAGUGGAUGCCAGAGGGGUAUGAUUACUUGCAAGGCGCGCAUGAUCAUGAUUUUAUUUUGCUACCAUGA